Molecule: messenger RNA, 1520 nt
Organism: Aspergillus neoniger CBS 115656
Lineage: Eukaryota; Fungi; Ascomycota; Eurotiomycetes; Eurotiales; Aspergillaceae
Exons: 1
Coding region: 268-1506 (412 amino acids)
Source: RefSeq, a predicted model, not a curated record
CAGAAAUCAAUAUAGUUGUUCUAUCCAUCGAAUACUCUACCUCUUUCCUUUCCCUGCACUCACAAUGGCCACUGCCACUCAAACUGCUCUCUUCGGACCUGACCUCUACCCUCCCAUUGAGAAGGUAUCCGGUCAGCUCUCUGAAGACAUGAAGAUCGUGACUGAGCUCCGUAAGAGCUGGAAUCCCACCAUUGGCUUGCAAUUGUUCGAUGCUCGCAAUCCCGUGGGCAUCUACGACGCACACAUGCGGGCGGCCAUCUUCCAGGAAUGUCUGGCCUGGACCCGUUGAAGGACCUUCCUGAUCCCGAGCUCCUCGCUACGGCAGCUCCCAGCCGUCUGGCCUUUCUGCCUCGUGGUGAAUACCUCCUUCGUUGCUUCCGAGAAUCGUUCCCCGAUGUCCCAGACAUCCCCUUCUGGCACGCCGUGGCAGAGCAAGUCUACGGCUUCGCCUGGUGUCUGGUAGACAACACCAAGCUCUGCCACCAGUGCGUAUGCAGGAGCUCCACCGCCGGCGUACUGGCCUGUUUCCCAGACUACCUUCACUUCCUGGGCGACUUACCCGUGGUGCUGGACAUCUGCACGCAGCGCGUCAGCGAGUACAUUGAGCACGUCCACCGAGACUACGGGCCCGGGCCACAUCGCAAGAUCAUGGACGCCUGGCUGAUGUGCAACCAAUCCGUGUAUCUAGACGUGCUGCACCCCAAAGCGACACAGUUGAAGUUCCCCGACGAUGAGCGGCGCAGCAUCAGCUACCGGCUGAUCAACUCGGCGGGCCGUGCAUUAGCCCUGCAUGCGCAGCUGGAACAGCCGCUGAUCGGCACGGACGAGGAAGUGGAUGCCAUUUCGUUUGCAUCCACUGUGAUGCAUGAUGUCUGCGACUAUCGACAUGAUAAUACUGCUAAAGAGUAUUACAAUCUGUUGACGAUUGUCAGCGUGCACCAAGGAGUGCCGAGCACAGCCAUGGUGCGACGGUUUUGCAUUGAUGUGUGGGCGUGGGCGCUGGACAACGGCGCCCUGUGGGCCAUUCAUCUGGCAGGCCGCGACUUGGCCUGGCAGAUUUACAUGGCGCGGUAUCAGAACGGGUUGUUGCUGGACAAGCUGAUGCCUCCGCGCAAGAAUAGUCCCGGGUCUGAUGUGGACCCGUACGGCGAUGCGGUGCUCAAUGCCAUGAACCCGAUGCUGAAGGCAGUGGGACGCAGCGACCAGCCAGGGAGCUAUUCGUUGCGAGACCGGUGCCAGAACCCGCAACGCUACGAUGAGCUGCUCCAGCACUGUGUCCGACAUUUCAAGGAGUGUCCGAGAUGCUGGGGCUACGAUGCGAUGACCUGGCAGGAGCGGGUGCCGGCCAUCGGAAAGGCCUAUGAGAAGAAGUAUACGGACUGCAGCUGCAUGAACAUCAUCAGUGCGUAUAUGAUUCUCACCUCGCCCGAUCGGCUGUGGUGGUUGGCGGAUCCAACUGCUGAGUAUACUGGACCUCAGGAGAAAUGGUCGGCGCUGCUGUGCUAGACGUCUGAUUAGGC